AGCGGUGUAUAUACGUCCGUGCGUAUUGCAGCUCUCUCGCGGGCAGUAUACUCUGCAGUCGGCGUGGUGUAUCGCCGAGUCUAUAGCAUGAGUGUAUAGUUGAGUCAGUGGUGCGCGCCGCGCAACAUUCUGCGCCCGAACUCGCUUGCUGCUUCCGAGGCAUACGAAGCGCCGCGCACAGCGGAAUCGAAUAAAGUUCAGCGAUCUCUCGAAGGCGGAGCAGCCGUGAGAGACUCUGGAGUGAGUCGUUGUAGUCGUGAGUCUUUGCGCAGCGAGUUGAACCCGCAGUAGGCCGAUUUUCCUGACCGAAAACUGUGUGCGCGCGCCAGACUCGCUCGUUCGUUGUGCAUCAAACAAAUCUACAAUCUCGAACGUGCAUACCCACACACACUCACAGGCAAAUACAUACACACGCGUGUUCGUUCCAUAUACUGUCACUGCGUAUAAUACAGUGUCCGUCGUGUUGUCAGUGCAUCACAGUGUGCGUUCCCGCUAACAAACCUACCUCACCUGCAAUCUCUCUGGCUGGUCUUCGCUGCAUUUCGCGCUGCACCGAAUCGGGUGUACUGCUCGGUGUACUGUUCGCUUCGAUGUACUGUGCAGAGUGAAUCGUUAAUGUGCGUGUGUGUGUGCGUGCGCGCGGUGCCUGUGCGCUUUAUCGGUGUAUCGGCGCAGCCCCGAGUGCAGCAGCCCACCCAGUGGCUGCUUUCGCAGAAACCGAUGUUCCUGCCGCACGACGAGCCUGUCUUGCAGUCGUAAUCUUGGUCGUCAUGGCAGGUUAUAUCGGAGCUGCAGUAACUGCUUGAGGGUACUGCAGGAUCCGCAUGCGGAAGGCCCGGGAGUGAUCAUGGGUCCGAGCGAUUGUCAACCGGACUUGUGAUCUGGCGCGAGCAACGGCGGAGGAGUGACAGAAGUAGAGGCAGGGACGAUUUGAAAGAAUCGAAAAUAAAAACAUCGAAAAAAUGGAGCAAGGAUCAAAUUCAUCGAGUUCAAAAGUGACGAAAAUGAAAAUGAGUUUUUCGUUGUCUUCGCUGCAACCCUCUAGCAAACAUCUAGAGAGAGCAGAGCAUGCGAAAAGCAAAAUGGAAAAACCUUUCAACAGCCUCAACAAAAAAAGAAAAGAACCUGUGCAAGAAGAAUGCGCAAAAUACUGGUCAGGGACAGAAGAUAGCAAAGACGACUUUUGGGCUGCCAUACAAACAAAUUACGAUUACAUCAUGGACACAAACCUUAUUGAUACUUGCAAGGAAACAAACGGAGAAUUAACUUGGGAUGAAGGUGACGUUUCAACGAUGUCCUGGGGGUUGAAAGAAGUUAGCUGCCAAUUCUCAGAACUGUACUCAUGGUUACGAGUUCUUCAAGAGCUGGUUUAUUCGAAAGAAGAAAAUAUUCUGGACAAAAGUCUACGUGCGGCUCACACAGAGGAGCUACGACGUAAGGCAUAUCGAAGAAGAUUAUUUAAUGAACAAGCAGAAAAAUUGAUUGCUCGAGCUCCUUCUUUAAAAGAAGAAGUUUAUUGGCGAGUGGAUCAUUUGAAUGCCAAAUGGAAUCUUGUUGAACAAAUUAUGGCUCCAGUGCAAAGAUCUGAUGAACUAGAUCAACAAGAUGUUACAGCAGAUUUUGAACACGAGGUGAAGUGCUUAAGAAAAUGGUUACGUGAAAUGGAAGAUCGUUUACAACCUUUGAAUUUUCAUGUCAAUUGGAGUAGAACUGAUGUCGAGGAAAAGGCGAUCGAACACAUGGUACUACAAAGGGACAUCGAGGCUCAUGGGCGCAUAGUGAGCUCGGUCGUUAAACUCGGCGAGCGAGUCGCAGCAGCGGAGGCCAAAGCAAUUCAAGAAAAACGAAAUCGAUGCGACGAGGAGCGGCAGCAACAGCAGCAGCAGCAGCAGCGCGACAGGCAGCAACAACCUCUACGGGUUGCCAGCUCCCUCGAACGUCGCUGGCAUCUUCUCUUUUUGCGCGCUUUGGAGUGGCAAUGUCACAUUGAGGCUCUGGCACAGCGGGUUCGCUCUAAGUAUUCAUCGAGCCGCUCUAGCAGUGAUAGCGACGACGAAGAGCCGGUACCGAAGCAGCCACGCUUGAGCCGCCGCGUCAGUGGUCACGUUGGUCCAUCCAGCGGCAGCUCAUCGGAAACUAACAGCAGAAACGAACUGGUCCGCAGACGUUCGAGACGACAGUUGAAGGCGCGUUCGAGUCCGCGACCCGUGCUCGAAACUGCUGCAUCGACUGAAGCAGCUUCAUCAGAUAGUGAGGCAUCCUCUAAAAAUCGGUUCAUCGACGAUGGCGGCUACUAUUUCGAAGAUAACAUCGACGAGUUGUGCCUUGUGAAUGAAAAUCAAGAAUUAGGAAAAAGUUGCAAUAACCCAAAUACCACUAAAGAUAUUGCUGACGACGUCAAUAAUAGUAUUAAAAAAAAUUCACUAGGCUUAUUCGGCGACCAAGGGGCCGAGGCUGACAUCGAAGAAGCUGGGUUCAGCGAGGAGGAAGUCGACCGACAAAAACAACAGCCUAUUCAAAGCAACAUGACACCUUCACUCGAUCCUGUGCCAGUAGCCAAUAAUGACCCAGCCGACGAAGUCGACUCAGUAAUAAAACCCGAAUCUAAUGAUAUGAUUACUUCGAAUGACAGUCCCAAACGACGUCGCACUGAGCCGGAUACUCAAGACGGUCUAUUCAACACAUCGAACCGGAAGUCUAAAAACUGCGCCACCUUCUACUUCAAGCACAUGGAUACGGACUCGGAGGCCGACAGUAAUGCGGUUUCCGAAGACGAUAAUCAGCAAGUCCUACAACCAAGCGCCGAUGAUUCGUCGGAGGAAGAAUGGACUUACACAUCUGGUAAGGUAGGCGAUGUACAUCAGCAUAGGGAGGACAACACCAAGAGUAACGGCAAUGAUGGCGAUAAUGCAGAUGAGAUUAACGGAAAGCUCGAGUCAAGCGAUGAUUUCAAUCUCGUAAAAAGACCGACCGACAACGAAGCGAAUAAAAAUAGUGAUGACGAGUGCGGCAACGACAAGGACAGUAUUCAAAGACUCAUCAGAGAGGUCGAGAAAUUGGUGCGUGAAGAAGGGAAGGAGAUGUCUAGUCGAGUUCCCUCGCUUAUCUUUAAUGAGAAUAAAUGUGGCCUACUGAAUCAACAAAAUCACAAACAGAAGUAUGAAAGAAUCAAGGAAUGGCUAGCCCUGAACUCGGUUCGUUGUCGCGAAGACACGUGCACUUCACAGUACUGCCAAUUGACGGUUUCUGAGUCCCUUGAUAGCUGCGAUGCCAGCGGUGAAUAUACAACCGGUGAAUCCGACAUCGAUAGGCAAUCGGUUACUUCGGAAGAAGAUGUGCAAAGCAGCGUUUCCACUUCUCGCCGAGUGCAUUGCGGCGUAUCUCAAUCCAAUUCCGAAGAACUUCUAGACAAUGCAACAGACGAAUUGGCAGCAGCUGCCUCGCCUUGCAAACCAGUCGAAACGAGCACGCCAAAAGUAGUAAUGCGCCAAAAGACGGGCAACCGCGCCAAUGAGCCCCGACCGUGGAGCGUCUCGUGUAUUCAACAGAUCAAAAUGGCAACGAGCUUCGAGACACAAGACUUGUCGCAGCACUCAAUCUCAGAAACAGCGCUACACAAGCUUCUGCCUGGCGGCAUGACGUCCAAAAAUGCCUCUUUGACAGCCUCAGGAUCGCGUGCUCCGCUCAAUAACUCAACGUCAACGUUGUUGGAAGAAACGAUUCUCGGUCCCGAUGCUCACCAUACAAAAAAUAAUACCCUGCGUCGCAGGAAAAAUAGGCAUCGCAAAAAAAAUGCGAACCGUAAAAGUGAGUCAGGAUCAGAUGUUUUGACCACUCAUAAUACCCGGUCAGAAAACAGUGAUGACGUGAGUUCUGGAAACAAUAAUCCAUCGAUAAUCAGGAGCUUAAGAAAAUCCAUGGGAGGUCGACAGAAUCGUUCCUCGCGAGCUUUGGUCUCGAAGUCGGACUCAUUUUCUGGAUACAAUGUCGAAAACGAGCCUCAAGCCGAAACUAUUCAAACGAAGAGUAACCCAACAAUGAAGUUCGGUUUUCUACAUACAGCAGCUUCAGUUUCGAGCGAGUCUGAUAUCGACGAGGGAGAUAAGACCGCUACAGCUUGUGUGCGAAUGGCAAGGAAUGAACGGCUCCAUGCCACUUGCGAGGAUACCGUACUUACGAUCAAGAAAAAGAGAGCUACACAAUACGGAGUGGAGGCUGACAGUGAUUUAGAAAAGAACAGCUUGGGCGCUAAUUCUUUGGGUGAGCAAGCUUGGGACAAUUAUCAGGAAAAAUAUAUGAGCGAGGCGUAUAGCGAAGCCACUGAUGUUGAGACUGCGCGACGUCUUCUCGAUUUUGGAGAUGAUUACAGAAAUUUUUUGGACAGUCAAUCUGAUUGUGCUUCUAGUCUAGGUGUUCAUAAUGAGGACAGCGAUAGCGACAUGGAAUUCAAACGUUUAACUCAAAAUUCUCAAACUCAAUUAUUGAUUUCAGAAGCCCGUUAUGGAACUCUAGCUGACAGCGGUUUUACUGAACUAACGAGAGUUUGCCGGGAAAACAUCAGGUGUUUGAAGGCUAUUUCCGAGACAAGCAAUAUUUCCCGUCAUAAUGCCAAGCACAGCAAGCAAAUACGUGGCUUGAUGGAAAGAUGGGACUCCCUCUCCCUUAGAGCAGAGGAAACUCAAAAGAUCAACGCAAUUCACCGUGAAAUGGCAGCAAUGAAGCUCGAGUUUUGCGCAGCCUACGAAAGAUUUACGUCGUACAAAGUAGUUUUAAAAGAGCCACAGCUCAUUGAAGAUCAAAUCAAUAAAAUUAACGGUGAGCUAGCUAAUUUGAGAGAUAGCAAAGCGGCUAUGCUGGCGCUCAACGUUUCGACACAUCGGUUAAUCACGGAUCUCGGCCAGAAGACUUCGCCCACACUCACUGCUUUGAAGGACGGUGUGGCAGAUCUUUAUAGACUCUGGGAUGAAGCUUUUCAAAAAGGAAACCAGCAGCUCUGUAAACUACAAGUAGUUCAUCAGUUUGAGGCUAGACUUGCAGAACUUCAAUGUGCCUUACGAAGAGAUAAAGACACAUUGGCAGUUUUAGACGCAGCCCUUCAAGCUGGAGCAACGAUGGAAGUGGCAACUUCAGUAAGAGAUGUUGCUCGAUUGCUGUCAGAAAAGCAUGAGGCCAGAGAUGAAAAUGGUGUUACUCUAGACUCGCCGUUAACUCCGACAUUAGAAAACAUUGAAAGCGGAACAUUGAAUGUAAAACAGAUUUCGUUCAGCGAUGCUUCGCAUACAACCUGUUCUCCAUUUGAGGGUGGCUCUUUGUCAGACAGUGGUAUCAGCGACAGUGGCAGUGAGCAAGAACUCAGUGAACGCGAGCGUCGCCUCGCAGCUCUGCGAAGGCUCACUCGCAGUCUCGAGUCACAGCUUCAACCGGAAUCUUGCGAUGAUGUCCUGGGAGAGUUGUGGCGCCGGGUUGAGGAAGCCGAGGCCGAGCUUCGCAAUUUACAAAAGCAGUGCCGUGAACUCAUCGUGCGAACCGCAGCCAGUGUGGAAUCCAAAAAGAGCUCUAAAGUUGUAGAUACUGAACGAUUACUCGUUCCGAGCAAACGUGACAAGUCAAUGUGGAUCGAUACAAUUUGCACUAAUGACAAAGCAUGCGUUGCAAAUUUUCCUUUGACUGAAUUUCUUGGAAUGGACGACCCCGACAAUGACCCAGACGAGCCACGUAGCUGGGUUUGGCGAGUACUUCGGGCAGCUCUUCCUUUUCAAUUAGCACUGGUCGUUCUCUUUUGUGCAGCGUGUCUUUUGGAACCUCACUGCUGCGAAGCCGGUAACACACUCAACCUUUCGUUGACACCGCAACUGCGUUAUUUGCAUGGACCGCCGCCUGUCUAAGUAAGUUGACACCACCGAAAGACUGGUAAAUUCUCAAUUGGGAACAGUACCAAGACAUCCAGCUAAAAGAGCUAUUGGAAAGCAAGAAGACAAUGAUUGUAUUAUAUUUUUUCAACAAAAUUUCGCUUGUUUUGGCUUUUUUGUUAUGCUCUAAAAGUUUGAUUCGUAGAAAGAAUAUCUUCAGGUUAAUACGUGUCAAUUACGAAAUUGAUAUAGUGAAUCGUUGUUGACUUUUAUGUUUUAGAUAACGUGUAGAUAAUUGUUUAAUUCGUUGCAUAGACUGGAUUUGUAUUAAUGUUAUCAAACGAGCGCAUUUUUUAUGUGCAUCAUAUAUUUUUGUGUCAUAAAAAAUGUAUGAAUCAGGGUCAUUUAUUGAAGAACUUUAGGGCUAUAUAAAAUAUAAUUUCUGACUCAUGAGCCUAAGGACCCGUGCCAAUUCUAAUCAAAGACUUUCCACGAAUAGCGCUGACAGCGACGUGCCUUCAAAAAUUUUUAAGUGAAAAUUAGCACUGCUUGAAGUUUAAGCUUUUGCUGUAACUAAAAAGUUGAGUGUUAUUCACAUAUAGAAGUGAAAAAGAAAACAUUUU
Molecule: messenger RNA, 6472 nt
Organism: Trichogramma pretiosum
Lineage: Eukaryota; Metazoa; Arthropoda; Insecta; Hymenoptera; Trichogrammatidae
Exons: 22
Coding region: 963-5885 (1640 amino acids)
Cellular component (GO): membrane
Source: RefSeq, a predicted model, not a curated record